AUGGGAAAGUCUCAGCGGCGUAAGAAGCGUUUCAAGACACAGGAACAAGAGUUUCUGGCCCGGAGUCAGCUGAUCAUCGAUCAAGCAAACUUCAAAAACUCUUGGGCACGUGGAAAAGACUUUCUCGCGUACCAACGUGAAGGACGCAACGGUGGGACAGCCGACAUCGUAUGCGGAUGCGACCCGUCCCCUCGGACCGCAUGGCGGAAUAGCCAGGACUACUACCUGAGCAUGAGCCCAUCCCGGGCGCUUGUUGAGACUGAUAACCCCGACGAUCCAAAUCGCGAACGCAAAACCGUCAAAAAGAUAAAGAACAAGAACAAAAAGAUCAAGAACAAAAAGACCAAGAAAGACAAUGACAACGACGUGGAGCCGGUGCGAUUCAGUCGUGUCUUCUUCUUCAUCCACAAAUCAAUCCCGAGGGAUCGAUGGAAUAUUCAGUAUCAUGAAGGUCCCAAUAAAGACAUGCUGGCAACCCUUCAUUUAACGACGGCAGACGGUCCAAUUGCGAUCCACUCCGUGUACAAUGUCAAUCAAGACAACAUGAAGCUUGAUAUUGAGCUCAUGGCUGAGCAGACCAACCGCGAAAAACGCAAUAUUGUCAUGGGAGACUUCAACCUGCACAAUCUAUUAUGGACUGGGCCUGAGCUGCUCACCCCGUCUCGGGACACCCCAGCCGGCAGGUUGCUAGCGCACGAGAUGAUCACGAAGGCCAACAUGGCACUCUUGACCAAGCAAGGUACUAUCACAUGUACUAGGGGCGAAGGCGAUGACCAUGAUAUUGCUUCAUGCAUCGACCCCACCUUCGUCAGUGACUGCCUACGCUCUCAGGUUACUCAUUGGGGUGUCUUCGCAGAUAAUCCUUGGCCUAAGAGCGACCAUCGUCCCAUUAGAACAGUGCUCAACAUUACGCCAUACAGAGACAACACAGAGAAGUUUUUGCACAACAAGGUCAAACCUGCAGUGUUUGCCGCCGCCCUCAAGGAGAACUUACCUCAUUUGGAGGAAAUGCCGCUUGACACUGAGGACGAUGUAAAGAAGUUCGUGCCAGCGCUUGUCGCUCUCAUCUCGGCCGCCUCAACGGAAACGACCCCGAAGCGGCUCGUGAACCCGCCACCAGCACGGAAACCAAUGGACCCUCAUCUCAGACAGAUACUGCUUGGGGGCGGCGUUGAGCUCAAUAUACCGGCUUCCGAACUCGACUUCAAGCCGCCACCAAAGAAGCGAACUCCUUGGCAUGAGUACCUUCAACAAACAGGCGAGUCAAUGGAUGCCCUUUGGUUUCAGACCAAGUUAGCAGCCAGAAUGUCACAGGACCGGAUUGUGAAGUCCAUGCCGGCGCUGUCCGAUGACAACGGCGUCCCCACUUUCUUCAGUGAGGAAGCAAAGCAGAAUAGGAUACGAUGCAAGACGUGGACAAGAACCAGCGAUCUCGAUCACCCAGUUGAGAUUCCGUUCCCUACACUGAACGCCACCGGGACUUUGAAUCGACGGCGGCGACGUUUCCUCGAGAAACACGUCACACCCAAAGAUAUUGAGAUUCUCAUCAGGAAGCAGCCUAGCCGGAAGGCUCCGGGUCAUGACCUGAUUUGCAUCGAGCAACUCAAGAUGGGUUACAAAGAGCUUGCCCCUUCUAUCGCACGUUUGAUCAAUGCGUUACUCAAACUCAGUAUCUUCCCUGAAGCAUUCAAAACCGCCAUUACCGCAAUGCUUCCGAAAUCAGGGAAGGAUAGCUAUGACACAGUUAACAGCUGGCGCCCUAUUGCACUUCUCUCCGUUUUAUCGAAGCUUUUUGAGAAGAUUCUUGCCGAACGUCUCAAGAAGUUUGUUGUGGACUAUAACUUACUUCCUGAGACCCAGUAUGGUGCACCUGGGAAGUCUACUACACAUGCCAUUGAAAGCAUGAUAGGCGUUAUUCAUAAGGCCUGGUCUCGGAAGUAUAGCAAAAAGUUCAAGAAACGCUGGAAGUUUAUCAGGGAGAAGGUGACCAUGAUGGGUCUAGAUGUAUCUGGGGCCUAUAACUGCGUCGACCCUGCACUACUCCUACAGAUGCUUGCAGACCUUGGAGUGCCCGAGUCUUUCCUUCGAAUAAUGCAUUCGUAUUUCUCCCACCGGAUCGUUAAGCUCAAGCUACCCGAGAGCACAUCAGUGGGAUUCUAUAUGCUUAUUGGCAUUCCGCAAGGUUCACCUCUUUCCCCGUUACUGUUCCUCAUCUUUACUGCACCUCUUCUCCAGAAAAUCAACGAGGACAGAGAAAAACUUGGCAAGCACCGUAUCAGAAUCGUUUCCUUCUCGUACGUUGAUGACACCUAUCUCCUCGCCGUCUCCAACUCUUAUGAGAAGAACUGCAUGGGGUUGAAGAUAUUUCAUGAUGAGAUCGAUAAAUGGGCUUCAUCCGUCGGCCUGACAUUUUCACCGAACAAGUAUAGCGUCAUGCAUUUCCGGGCUCCAAACGACCCGGAUCCUCCCUGCAAGCUUCUUCCAGAUAUUGAUGGACUCAAGGACAACCCUGAAGCACUCAAGGAAGAAAAGCUCAAGGUCCUCGGAGUCGUUGUGGAUCCGGCUCUCACCUUUGCUCAUCACAUCUCCAACCUUGAGAAGAAGGCCAACAACGCAAUACGACAUUUCCGCAUCCUUUCACGGCCGACUUCGGGUAUCCGGCUCAACAAGGCGAGGACGUUCUACAUGUCCAAGAUUCGACCCAUUAUAUCGCACGCAUGCGCUGCCUGGUUUCUUCACUGCCCAGGUCGACGUAUACCAUGGUCCCUUAAGCCGAAGCAAAUUGGGAGACUUGAGAAAUUAGAGUACAAGUGUCUGCUACUGAUAUCGGGGGGUAUUCGUGGUACCUGCGGUGACCAGAUUCUCAAGGACCUCAACAUCGAGGGCAUUCGCGAGUUUCUGUGUCGCAUGUCCAUGACUUCACGAGCUAGGGAUCUCCAGGUUCGCAACAAGGAUGUGUGGUUUGAGAAACCAUUCAAGACGCCCAAGGACAAGAACUAUAACGUCACCGGGUAUCAGAUACUCGACGAAGAAGCAUACCGGUUGGCCGGCAGGUCGGCCAAGUAUUUCCGCAAGCGCCAUAAAGGCACCGAUGAAGAGGCAUUGAAGGCUUGGAAAGUCCCAGCCAAACGCAACGCUGCCGUUAAGAGCCAAGCAAAGUGGGAAGCAGAAGCGAAGUGCGCCUCUGCCUGGAUCACCUACCGUCGCAAGAGAACUGCUAAAGUUCGCACGACGCACCGUCCCGCAGCCAUCGAGGAGAAGCGAGGUCGAAUAAGCUUGAGCUACUACAAGGGUCUCACUCGUCCGCAAUCUACACUUGCAAUACAGCUGCGCACCGAGCGCAUUGGGCUCAACGGAUACCUGAGCAGCAUCAAAGCAACCAGAGACGUCAAGGUUCCAGGAUCCGAGGACGUUAUCAGACAUCCCAUCAAGCCAGCAUGCUCGUGCGGUCAUCAUACUCAGACCGUCUAUCACCUGUUCAUGCAUUGCUCAGACCUUCAUGCCGCAAGGUUAAGGUUAAUAGAGCGCAUUGGAGCACUCAACUGGAAGACGUUGCUCACUACCCACCUCAAGUUCGCCGCCGACUGGGCCAUGGUUUACUUCAACCUCGGCCAGUUCGUGUUUGCCCAGGCGGACUCGAUGUUCUACAUCCCAGAUAGAGGAGGUUAA
Messenger RNA from Fusarium subglutinans, 3669 nucleotides. RefSeq lists its product as uncharacterized. The record is from RefSeq and is a predicted model, not a curated record. The transcript has a single exon. NCBI's taxonomy places the organism in Eukaryota, Fungi, Ascomycota, Sordariomycetes, Hypocreales, Nectriaceae. Gene Ontology annotation, molecular function: catalytic activity. The coding region runs from base 1 to 3669 and encodes 1222 amino acids.